Messenger RNA from Lagenorhynchus albirostris (white-beaked dolphin), 1183 nucleotides. RefSeq lists its product as uncharacterized. Bases 156 to 995 code for a protein of 279 amino acids. Gene Ontology annotation, biological process: regulation of gene expression. Gene Ontology annotation, cellular component: nucleus. Lineage: Eukaryota; Metazoa; Chordata; Mammalia; Artiodactyla; Delphinidae. The record is from RefSeq and is a predicted model, not a curated record. The transcript has 10 exons.
GGAAAGGGGGCUGGCCUAAAGGCAAGAAAAGGAAACCCCCAAGGGACCCUCCUGUUCCCCGCGCUCCUAGGACAGGGUACGUGAUAUUCCUAAAUGAGCAGAGGAGCCCCCUGAGGGCCAGGCACCCAGAUCUGCCUUUCACGGAAAUCACGAAGAUGCUGGCCGCUCAGUGGGCUCAGCUGCCCCAAGAGAAAAAGCAAAGGUAUGUGUAUGAGGCAGUUGAAGACAAGCAGCGCUACAUCCGAGAGCUGCAGGCCUACCAGAGCUCCAAGGCCUACCGAGCCUUCCUGCGCAGGCGGGCAGCGCACAAAGUGCAGGCGCUGUGCGGAACAGGUACACUAGGAUGUGAGUUUGAGAGCGAGGGCCUUGACUUCUCAGCAAUUGACAGGCCUUGGGAUGAGUUGAAAUUCUCAGCUGUGCUCAGAAAAGCCUCAACCCGGCAAGCGAUCUCACAGGGGGAUGAGAACGAUGACCUGUACUGUCGGACCUGCAGGCAGUUCUUCAGUUCCCUGCAUAACAAGCGGGAGCACCUGCUGGGGAAGCAGCACCUGCAGAACCUCACAGGGGAAUUUGAAAAAGAUUCUGCUGAGUGCUUGAAGCAUCUGGAGCCUCUGGAGGGAGAGGUAGGUCAGAAUUUGAACAAAGGGGACUCAGAGGAGGAAGCUGAGUGCCCUGAUCCACUUCCACUCAGAGGCCUGAUUCCAGAGACGAGUUUUGCUUCACUUGACUUACGUUUCUUGCAAGAGUUCAUCUUUAAACUUCUGAAAAUCAAAGAAUUUGAGCUCAGAGAGCUGAGGAAGACUUUAGAAAGAGCUCAAGUAGAGCAGGAGGCCCUGCAGAGGCAGCUGCUGGAGUUUCAGAACCGGCGGCAGAGGCUGGAGGUGGAGCUGGCCGGCCUGAAGACCUACGGGGUCGUCCUGGAGAAGGAGUUUGAGAACCUGAACAUGGUCCUGAUGCUGUCCCACUUCGGCCUGCGAGUAAUAGACACGACAUAAAGCAGUGCCCACCCCCGCACCGACGGAACCCCAGGACGCAUCCUGGACACACAGGAGUCAGCUUCCAAAGGUGUAUUUCCCUCAGUGGAGGAAGAGUGGAAGAUCCUGGGAUCCUGCAGAUGGGACAGCCAGGACGGCUCUACUGACCCAGGAAAAAAUAAAUUGUGCAUGUGUGUUUGCACAACAGA